UCAGCGCUGUGACCUAACUUGCCAUGCACUGGAGAUGCGUGAAGAUUUAGGUGUGCUUUUUUGUAUGUUUGAUUCACGUAAUAUGCUGAAAUAAUGGAUCUAUGAGCUCUGCUGGACUCAGCUUGGAGUUCUCAAGAUCUGAGUGUCCAGAGUCAUGAAACUUAGUCCUUGUCAAGCCCCAUUAUAUGGCGAGUGUGUGCUAACAGUUCAGCUCUGUGAUGAGGCGCUCGGUGAAGGAGAACAGGGGGAGGUGCAGUUCUUCCUGUUGUUCACUGGCUCUGCUCAGAGACAUCUUACCAGCACACUGAAGGUCAGCCAUGCCACCCUUCAGGCUGUGUGUCCAGCUCAUAACUGCUGUGAGUGGGUGCUGGUCACCCUGUGCUCAGCGGGACCAGACGGUAACAUUCAUACUCUGGCUACCGAGCGCCUGCACUUCGUACAGGACCUGGCCUUCGACAUGGCCCAGUUCCUGGUGAGCGCGGUGGGGCAGACAAACCUACUGGAAGAGGCUCUGCUACUGGACGAGCAUCAGAUCCCACUGCAGGAGUGCGAAAAGCUGGACCAGAAUCUGUCCCUGGCCCUCAAACAUAUCACGCUGCCCCCUGGCUGGAACCUGCUGAGGGAUAACACACGACUGGAACCUCAAGAGACCCUCCUUCACUUUGCAGCCCGCCGCGGGCUCCUCAGAGUGGCCAGUUUUCUCCUCAAGCAGCCAGGGGCCCGAGAGGCCCUCAACCUGUGUAACAAACGGGGCGCCACACCGGUGAUCAUCGCCCAGAGUCGAGGAUAUACAGCACUGCUGGAGCUCUUCAGCCUGGAGGAUUUGGAUACAGACAUUGGCGUUGAGACGCUCAGACAGGUCUCCUCCUCGAGCAGUCGUGUGGUACAGCACCACCCCUCUCUGAACACCUACACCCUGUCUUUGGGCACCGAGCCGGGCGGCGCACCACCCAACCUACAGGCCGACAUCCUGGAACUGCGCAGACUGAUGCUUUGCCAUUGUCAAGGGAAGGUGAGUCAGGGAGGAGUUGCCUUUCAGCAGAGCUCAGACUCUCCGCAUAUUGCCCAAGAAUGUGAUGACGGCCUGGAGACCAGAGAUUGCUGUUGUGAAGAGGCACCUCACGACUCCCUUGAUACGAGAGAACGAGAGUUCACUCCUUUUAGCACAGAAGAAAACAAAGGACGUAAUGACCGUCUGGAUCCCUCGCAAAACAGGGAGGGUAACGGAGGUCCCUCGCUCAGCUGUGAAAGUGCCCCGGCUCUCCUAGAUAAUGGCAAUAGCGAAGAUCAGCGGGCGUGUGCUUGUGAAAACAGUGAGACUGAUUGCAGAGAGCAAGAGGAGCGUUCAACUACUGGUGUAGUUAGUACCGGUGACGUUGGAGAUAGUAGUGAUGGUUUGCAGAGUGGUUCUGAGAGCAUAGUCAACAGAACCUCUUCCUGCGAACAACAGAAAGAGGAAGCUGAUAAAGCAGAUGACUUAAUCUGUGAAGCACCAGGUUUUGCUGAGGGGCAAAAUCAGGAAAAAGGACACAACUCUGUAGAGGAGAAAGUAUCAGAGGAGAAAGAGCUAGCUGAAUGUAGCCCCACCGUUGAGGCAGGAGAUAUGGGAAUCACUCAGUCUUUGGACACGCCAGAAAGCUCGGAUGUUGAAUCUUCUCAAGGCACUGAGACCGAUGCUGAGGAAGAGGAUGGGUGCGGAGAUCUCAUCGAAUCUGAGGAGGUGCGAGAAGAAAGCAAGGAACCACCAGACGUAAAUCCUGAUGGAGAUACACCUCUAGAUAGCUCACACCAAAAUUUAGUGGAAAAUGAAAUGCAUGCUUGUCGAGGCAUUUGUGAUAAAACUGGUGACCCAGGAACCCAUAAACUAGUGGGAGACAUUUGUGAGAAGAUCACGUGUAAUGUGGAAGGUAGUCGAGAUCUUGAUUCUUCAGUAAUCUUUGAUCAAGAAGAAGCCGAUGAGGAGUUUCAGGAGAGUCUAGAAAUGCAAUACAUGGAAACAGAUGGAGACCAACAGAAUGAAGAACUUAGAGAUACAACCUCAAGGAUUUCAGUUGCUGAAGAUGAGAGCGUUUUACACCUGAGUGAAGUAAUUCAAGAGCUGUUGCCUGUAGAACAACCAAUUCUUUCAAUUGAAGACGUAGUGUUUGAAGGAAGUGAGUUUGACGGACAGAAAGUAAGUUCUUCAGGCGUCUUACAAACUGAGCUUGGUCCAGAACCCGGAUCUUCCAUAGCAACUAGUGAGGACAUCUUAGAACCUGAAGAUCUAGAGGUUCUUUUAGGUUCUGGCUGUGAGGGUACGGAGAACGUUCAAGGGAACCAGGAGGACGAACCCGUUUGUGAAGCUCAGGCGUCAGCGAAGGAUGUUCUUGAGUCAGCGAUUUCUGCAGAUAUGAAGAAAGUGAAUCUCCAAGGUGACUCUUCCCAGGAUCCCAGACAGGAUAUAACCUCAAACAAUGGGGUCAUGCAGGGCACAGCAGAAAUAGACCUUUUAGAAGAGGAUGCAGGUGUAGUUUUUGUAAACACCGAUGAAUCUGGAGAUCAACGUGUCUUGGUGGAUCCCUCAGACAUACUAGCUAAGUCAAAUGAGUUUGGGAUCUCUGAGGAAAGCCUGGCAGUCAAUGCAGAAGAUCUGUUUGGUGUUUCGGUCCACAGUGACCAUGUAGAUGGUGCCUUACAUGUCCCAAAUGCUCUUGAUGAGGAUGGCAUUAUAGUUCCUUCUGUAUGUCCUGAACAAGCCCAAGCGAACUUAGAUCCAGUGUCUCAAGAAACAGAAGCUGUGCGACCAAUGGGUGAAGACCUACUGAACGAGUCAGAUGCAUGUUUGGAGGAUCAGAUGGACUAUCAGAAGACAAUGUUUCCUGAUAUCAUGGACAAAAAAGAUGCACCAGUGAUCCACAGAGACAAAGACGCACUGUGUUCCAGUGUUUCCCAGAAGAGACACAACUUAUCCACAGAAAGUUCACAGUAUCCGGAGUUUCACACUUGCAACUCAGAAACAGUCACAUUUCGAGACUCAGGAAGUGAUACAGAUGGAUUUCUCAGUCCUGACACUGGAGAGGACAACAUCUUCAGAAAGGGGCAGGAGGCUGUAGGUGGAGGCGACAGCACGAGCGAGGUGUCCGUCUCCUGCUCCUCCACAGACGACACGGCUAGCGUCGGCCAUCCCAGCUCCUCAGCCGAGAGCUCUGAGGAGGUGCGGCACGGAGGAGAGGCAGAAGAGGAGGCCAAAGACAGGCUAACGGAGGUGCCGCUGCCUGCCUCUCUCUUCCGGUCCACCGUACGCUCACUCUCUCCAUUACGCAGACACAGCUGGGGUCCUGGGAAGAACCAGGGAGGGGAAGAAGAAAUGAACCAGCGCAGUUCUGUACGAAGUACCGGAGAGGAAAAGCCUGUGUUUUACAGAAGAAGUCUGAGCUGGUGCCCCACUGAACCCUGUCGAGAGCUGGAAGAAAUUAGAGCGCUCAUCAGUUAUAGUUUGGAGGGUCUAGCAGCAGGGAUUGAGGAUGGCAAACGUUGGAUACCGCAGUCCGGAGGUCCAUCCACGGAGCAGCGAGGGGUUCAGAGGCAGGAAAGUGAGGAGAGGGGCUCACUGAUGUCUCUCACAGAAGAAGGUCCUGAAUCUGAUUUGGGAGAAUGCAGCAGUCCAGCUGUUCAGAAAUCAAGGAAGUAUCAUCAGUUCAGACACAGCGGUCCAUCUGUGACUCUCCCCCUCACAAAAUCAGUCUCUAUGCUUUCCAUCAGCCAACGGGACAUAGAUGUGAUAGGAAGGAUUCGGCGAAAGAGGCAGAUCUCUUUUACCUUCAACCUCUCACCGAUCCUCCCUAAAUCUAAAACUGUCUUUGCUGUCACCUCUUCAUCUAGUGAUGAGGAGGACAUCAUAAUUUUCAUGAAAACAUUAAUUUUGGUUUUGGAAAAAGAAAAGGAAAAGAAUCGGGAGAAAGAGCGAGAGGCCAAAGAGAGAGAGAAGAAAUCAGUGAAUGGACACGUGUUCAGCACGUCAAGCUUGCUGCAUCCAGCUUUGUGCCAGCAAUGCAACAAAACCCUCAACACUAAAGAUACUGUCAGCUGCACAAAUUGCAAUGUGAGAGUUCACAAGAGUUGUAGAGAAAACAUCCCAGUUUGUCCCAAAAGCAGAAUGAAGUUUGCUGUACCAGAGUCCACCAAUAUGCCUACCGUCACUCUACGAACAAAAUCGUCCACAAUGCGGGAACGGCCCUGGUCUGCUAUCUUUUCUCCAGAGGAACAUUCUGUGAUUGUCCCGUCCAGACGACCCACCAGUAUUAUGCCCUUCCACAGCAGCAACCUCUCGAAAAGCAUGUCCAUCAACAAUAUUCCAAUGUUUGACGAUGUGCCUCUGAGAGGCAUGCGGUAUCUGUCUCAAUCCACAGACUCUCUCCACAAACCCAACAAGGUUACAGCGUCCAAUGAGUCUCUAGAUGAAGGAACUGUGAUGGUUGACAGCCGGCUGAUGGGAGAGUUUGAAGCAGAUGUUAAGGAACUGGAGGCUGACUCCUGGAGCAUUACUGUAGAUAAGAAAUAUCUGAAGCAACUCAAGAAGGACGCCAUUAAGAGACAAGACGUCAUCUAUGAGCUGAUCCAGACGGAGAUGCAUCACCUGCGGACGUUACGGAUCAUGUCUGAUGUGUACUGUAAGGGCGUGCUGACAGAUCUGCAGCUGGAGGUCCAGAUGGUGGAGAAGAUGUUCCCCAUGCUGGACGAGCUCCUGGAACUCCAUUCGUUCUUCUUCAACGCUCUGCUGGAGAGGAAGAAAGAAGCCAAGCUGGAAGGAACGGACGGAUUCAUAAUCAACAGGAUAGGAGAUGUGCUGCUCAGCCAGUUCUCAGACUCCAAUGCAGAAAGCAUGAAGAAAAUCUAUGGCAAAUUUUGCAAUCGACACAGUGAAGCAGUGAACUUCUACAAGGAGCUGCAUUCCAGAGACAGACGCUUCCAGGCAUUCAUCAGAAAAAAAAUGAGCAGCAGUGUUGUCCGGCGUUUGGGCAUCCCAGAGUGCAUACUACUGGUGACUCAGAGGAUAACGAAGUACCCGGUGCUUUUACAGCGAAUCCUGCUGCACACCAAAGAGAACGAGAAGGAUUUUGAGGACUUGACGCAGGCACUACAGCUGGUGAAAGAUAUCAUUGCUUCAGUGGACAGUAAAGUGAAUGAGCAUGAGAAGAAGAAAAGGUUGAAAGACAUUUACGGCCGUACGGACAGCAAGUCCAUCACGCGCAUGAAGAGCGGCCAGAUGUUCGCCCGAGAGGAUCUGCUGCGCAGUCGCAGGCUUCUCCAUGACGGUCCUCUCCAGCUGAAAAACGCUGCCGGACGACUGAAGGAUGUCCAUGCACUUCUUCUUUCGGAUGUCUUUGUGUUCCUCCAAGAAAAAGACCAGAAAUAUGUUUUUGCGUCUCUGGACCAGCGAGCCACUGUUAUCUCCCUGCAGAAGCUGAUCGUGCGAGAGGUGGCCCACGAGGAGCGCGGCCUCUUCCUCAUCACCGCCGGCAUCGCAAACCCCGAAAUGGUGGAGGUUCACGCCAGUUCCCGAGAGGAACGCAACACCUGGAUGCAGCUCAUUCAGGACGCCAUGCACUCAAUAGAAAAGGAUGAUGAUGAGGGGAUCCCCAGUGAAACAGAGGAAGACAGGAAGCUACUCGAAACAAAAACAAAAGAAAUGAGAGCCAUGCUCCAGAGGAAGGAUGAACAGAUCGUUUCACUCCUGCUGGAGAAGAUGAAGCUUUUCCGUGAAAUGUGCGGUUCGUCCGACGACACGGCUUUGGCGGUCAAAAUGCUCUUCAGGGCCAACAACAAGGACGUCCCCAAGGGGGAACCCAUCAUGAUGGACGCUCUCAGAGAGGAUGGCGACAAAGAGGAAGCUGAAGAUCUUCGGAGGACAGAAUCUGACAGUGUACUGAAGAAGGGAGGAAACGCCAACCUGCUGCUCCUGCUGAAGAGAAACAGCGAGCAGACCCUGACUAGUGUCACUCACCUUCACGACCUCCUGACCUCACUUCAGGCCGUAGUGCUGCAGCAGGACACUUUUAUCGAGGACCAGCGUCAGGCCCUAAACGAGCGCACCCCGUCCCGCUCCUCCUCUCGUCCCCCCUCGCUGGUGGAGCAGGAGAAACAGCGCAGCUUGGAGCGGCACCGACAGGAGGCUGCCACUCUACAGCGCCAGCAGGCCGUCCACGCCGAAGAGAAGCGGCGCAAGGAAAAAGAGUGGGAUGUGAAGGAGCAGGAGCUGACAAACCGGGAGGUGCUGCUACACGUGAGGGAGGAGGAGACGCAGAGGAGGAACAAAGAGCUGGAGGAGGUGCAGCAGGAGCUGCAGGGAAGGAAGGAGGAUUAUCAGAGGGAUCUAGAGAGACUGAGGGACGCUCAGAGGAGGCUGGAGAGGGAGAGGGAGCAGCUGCAGAGGGAGGUGGAGAGAGUGGAGCACCUCCGUGGGGUGGAGGCUCGGCUUCAGCGCACGCCCUCCAGCACAUCAGAGGACUCCCUAAAGCUCCAGAGCGGCAGCUCCAUAGAGCGAGAGAUCUGGGAGGGCGACUUAUCGUCCAGCCCCAGGAAGAACUCUCUGUCCAGGAUGGACUCCAAACAGAAGGGCCGCAGCCUCUUCUCCCUGGGUGGCAAAACUCAGAGUUUAGAAGGCCAAAACCAGAUCCCCACACGACUGCUUCAGCUGGUUUCAUCCAAGGAGAAGAAGGACAAAAAGAAGAAGAAGAGCAAGAGCCAGCUUCCUCAGGAUGCAGCAUCACAUCUGCUGCCCGUGACAGAGCCUUCAAUGGACGGAGAUAUCUUCUUCUGCUGAUUUACCCAUCAUCCCUUCUGUCCACAUCAUUGCCUCUCAUGGACUCUCUAUCAAAUCAUGUAGGAAAUCACCCA
Sinocyclocheilus rhinocerous is the source of this 6876-nucleotide messenger RNA. RefSeq names its product A-kinase anchor protein 13-like. The record is from RefSeq and is a predicted model, not a curated record. Gene Ontology annotation, cellular component: actin cytoskeleton; membrane. The transcript is spliced from 37 exons. Gene Ontology annotation, biological process: adrenergic receptor signaling pathway; regulation of Rho protein signal transduction; positive regulation of canonical NF-kappaB signal transduction. Bases 155 to 6802 code for a protein of 2215 amino acids. Lineage: Eukaryota; Metazoa; Chordata; Actinopteri; Cypriniformes; Cyprinidae. Gene Ontology annotation, molecular function: guanyl-nucleotide exchange factor activity; MAP kinase scaffold activity.